Messenger RNA from Melitaea cinxia (Glanville fritillary), 536 nucleotides. RefSeq names its product small integral membrane protein 12. Lineage: Eukaryota; Metazoa; Arthropoda; Insecta; Lepidoptera; Nymphalidae. The transcript has 3 exons. The record is from RefSeq and is a predicted model, not a curated record. The coding region runs from base 213 to 470 and encodes 85 amino acids.
UUUAAACUUGCAACAUUCAAUAUUAAAAUUAAGCUAUCAGCUGUUAGACUGUUACAGUGUUUUUCUUAUUAUCGGAUAAAUACCUAUUUAGAAUUAGUAGGUAAUCAACUUACGUGCAUAUUUAAUAUUAAAACAUACACGUGCUCGUUAAAUAAAUAAAUGUUUUAAAUUUCUGUCUUAAUCAUAAAUACUGAAUCACAUAACAUUAAAAAAUGUGGCCAAUAAUAAUGCAGUUUCUGCGUUCAAAUGCUCCAUAUAUAACCUUGCCGAUUGCGGCGGUUGUCGGCGUUGUGGGGUACAAUUUAGAAAGCCUUUUAUCAGACAAAUAUACUCCCUAUAAUAAACCAGUACAAGACCAAAGAGAUGAAAGAUUAGAAGAACAACUGCUUCAAGACCCAACAAACGUCAAAAAAUUAAAAUACCAAGAAAAUGUCCUCGGAAAGAAUGUUUCUCCAUCGUUACAGAACUAGUCACACAUAUAUCUUAGAUUAAUUUAUUGUUGAAUAUUUGUUACGAAAAUAAAGUUUAAAAAAGAA